Messenger RNA from Dioscorea cayenensis subsp. rotundata (Guinea yam), 1074 nucleotides. Its product is annotated as monothiol glutaredoxin-S12, chloroplastic. Lineage: Eukaryota; Viridiplantae; Streptophyta; Magnoliopsida; Dioscoreales; Dioscoreaceae. The record is from RefSeq and is a predicted model, not a curated record. The transcript is spliced from 2 exons. Bases 66 to 971 code for a protein of 301 amino acids.
GUUGUGCGCCAUCUAAUCCUUGCCUUGGAGUACGCAAGCUCUCUCGGUCUCUCAGACCUUCGAUCAUGGCGGCGGUGAUGAAGCUCUCGCACUCUCCCGCCUUCUCUCCCUUCCCUUUUCCCAAAUCCUCAUCGAAGCUCCUGUCUACCACCCUAUCCUUCCCUCUCUUCUCCUCUUCCUUCUCCUCUCCUCCCUCUCUCAUCUCCCGCCGUCCACCGACCUCUUUCAAUCUCCGCAAGAGAGCGCUCCUCGUAGUCUCAGCGAUCGGUAAGCUCUCUGAGACCGAGCUUGUCUCCAUCCCGACGGGUUCCGAUGGGCUGGAGAGCAUCAUCCCCUCCUCCCCUGGCAUUUACGGCGUCUACGAUAAGAAUGGGGAUCUCCAGUUCAUUGGAGUCACUCGCAACAUCGCCGCUAGCAUUGCCUCGCAUUGCAAAUCCGUUCCCGACCUCUGCUCCUCAAUCAAGGUGGGACUGGUUGAGGAGGCUUCAGCAGAUAGGGAAACUUUAACUAAUGCCUGGAAAUCAUGGAUGGAAGAGCACAUAGCUGUGACCGGUAAGAUCCCGCCAGGGAAUGAAACCGGAAACCAAACAUUUGUUCGGCGUCCAAUGCAAAAGCCAGAUAUACAGCUGAUGCCCGGCCGGCAUGUUCAAUUAACUGUUCCAUUAGAGGAGCUCAUCGAUCGGCUGGUGAAGGAGAAACAGGUAGUUGCAUUUAUCAAAGGAUCAAGGUAUGCCCCCCAGUGUGGCUUCUCACAAAGGGUGGUCGGAAUACUACAGUCCCAUGGUGUCGAUUUCGAGUCUGUUGAUGUGCUUGAUGAGGAACACAAUUAUGGAUUAAGGGAGACACUCAAAACUUACAGCAAUUGGCCAACCUUCCCUCAAGUUUUUGUGAAAGGUGAAUUUGUUGGUGGGUGUGAUAUCAUUUCCUCAAUGGCCGAGAAGGGCGAACUCGCCUCGCUGUUUCAGAAAUAAGAGUCUGUACUAUUUGUAGAAAUUAUUGUACAUUAUCUCUUGAUUGCUACCAGUCUGUUGAUGUAUUCAAAAGAAAUGGAAAUUCAUGAAAACUUUUGAAUCA